CAACAUGGUGGAGGAGAUCCUCGUCCGCCUACCGGAGGAGCAGCACCUCCGCCGCGCCAGCGCCGCCUGCCGCCGCUACGGCGACAUCAUCCGCCGCCCCGGCUUCGCCACCCGCCACCGGGAGCUGCACUCGCCGCUCCUCUCCGGCGGCGUCGUCCUCCACGGCGUGCGGCGCCGCUGCCCCCGCGUGGACGGCACCGCAGCCCACGUCCGCGGAUCCUACGCCUUCUUCCUCCCCGCCGGCGCCGGCGACGCCUCCGCGUCUUCCUCCUUGGAGUUGGACCUCGCCGGCCUCUUGCCUAGCCCCACCGACAGGGAGCUGGCCUACCUGCUCAGCACCGGCGCCGCCGAUCCGGACGCCGCCCGCAGGAGCGUCUUCAUCGUGCACUCGUCGUCGUCGGCCGGCCUGCUGCUGUGCUGCCGAGGCUAUGUCAACCCGGUGCAUUACUACGUCUGCGACCCGGUGGCUCGCCGGUGCGUGGCCCUCCCGGAGCUGCCAUGGCCGCCCGCCUUCGACAAGUCCGGCAUGCUCUCGGUGGCUGCCGGCGGCGGCGGCGGCUUCCAAGUGGUCCUCUUUGAAAAGAGGGGCUUCGCGCAUGGUGGAGGGCACCUAGACCUCGAGGUUUUCUCCUCGGACUCCGGCGAGUGGGCGGCGAUGCGCAUCCCUCGCCCGCAGGACCUCGCCGGGUUCCGGUGCUUCGCGCCGCCGCACCUCCGGCACGACGGCGCCGCGGCGUACUGGCUCGGGUUCGAGCCCAGGGACCGGGCCGUGGUGUACGGCGCCGCGGACCACUCCAUCCGCCUCAUCCCGGUGCCACGCCGCGUCCACGACCCCAGCGCGCUCAACCGGUUCGUCGGGGAGCGGCGCGGCGGCGCGCUCCUCCGGUACGCGCACUUCGACGCGGCAGAGUUCGAGGUGUGGGACACGGACGACGCCACGCCGACGCGGUGGGCGCUGGUGCACCGGGCGGCGCUCAAGGACGUGGUGGCCCGCAGCCCCCGGGCGGUGGCCGCCAAAUUCGUGCACGGUCGCAUCGUCCGGCACAUCCACCACCACGACGCGAACUGGAACUGGUGCUCCUCCUUCAAGCUCAUCGGCUUCGACCCGGUCCACGACGACGACGUCUUCUUGUUCGGGGCGACCAAUGGUAGUGGAUGCGUCGCCGCCUACUCCCUCACGCUCGGCAAGCUGAGCCUCCGCUGCAAGAUUGACACUGCCGACGGCUCGUCCUCCUUGUGCGGCUGUGACAUGUUCCCGUACGUACGCGCGUCCACCACCUCGCCCCGUGCGGACAUACCAGGCAUGGUGUAUACCAAUGCCUAGAGUGGAAUAUAUAUCAUGCAUGUUUGUACACCAGCGUGUAGGUUCAUAAACUUGACAUAAUGAACUUCUCUUU
Messenger RNA from Oryza sativa Japonica Group (Japanese rice), 1397 nucleotides. RefSeq lists its product as uncharacterized. Lineage: Eukaryota; Viridiplantae; Streptophyta; Magnoliopsida; Poales; Poaceae. The record is from RefSeq and is a predicted model, not a curated record. Gene Ontology annotation, molecular function: protein binding.